Chinchilla lanigera (long-tailed chinchilla) is the source of this 3825-nucleotide messenger RNA. RefSeq names its product phospholipid-transporting ATPase IB-like. Bases 273 to 3653 code for a protein of 1126 amino acids. The transcript is spliced from 37 exons. Gene Ontology annotation, molecular function: ATP hydrolysis activity; magnesium ion binding; ATPase-coupled intramembrane lipid carrier activity. Gene Ontology annotation, biological process: neuron development; phospholipid translocation. The record is from RefSeq and is a predicted model, not a curated record. Lineage: Eukaryota; Metazoa; Chordata; Mammalia; Rodentia; Chinchillidae. Gene Ontology annotation, cellular component: plasma membrane.
GAGUGAAGCUGGGAAAUUUUCAGCUAAGCUCAGGGGCCACAGUCUGGCUUUUAGGUCUAUAUUUUGUGUGGCAACAGUCAAGAUAUUGACCUUUAAAGAUCAGUUUUCUACUCCAAAGCGGUCUCUUCGGCCUGAUUGGAAAUAAAUCAUUGAAAUAAAAGAAAGGAAAAAUUAUAUUUGGUCAUUACCUCCAAGAUCAUUCUUCCUGCUCCUGGACCACAACCUACUGGAUCUGUGCGUUUUUCCUUGGGUGUCGGAAGGUGGAGGAAAGGAUGGACUGGCAAAGAUACUGGCAAGGCUUGGAAGUGCCAACGCCCCGCACCAUUUAUAUCAACGACCCCCUCAGGAACAGUUUCUGCCCAAACUGGAUCAGCACAGCCAAGUAUAGCAAGUGGUCGUUUCUUCCUCGAUAUUUGUACCUACAGUUUAGCAAGGCUGCCAAUGCUUUCUUUCUGUUUAUUAGCAUAUUGCAGCAAGUUCCAGAUAUGUCUCCAACAGGAAAAUAUACAACUCUCUUGCCUUUGAUGGUCAUUCUUAUAAUUUCAGGCAUCAAAGAGAUUCUAGAAGAUUAUAAACGACACAUGGCAGACAGAUUAGUGAAUACAAAGACUACACUAGUGUUACGACAGAGUUCAUGGGAUAGGAUUAUGUGGCAGGAGGUAAACGUGGGUGACAUUAUAAAGGCCUUGAAUGGGGAGUUCCUUCCUGCAGACAUGGUCCUGAUUUCUUCCAGUGAACCUCAGUCGAUGUGUUACAUUGCAACAUCUAACCUGGAUGGAGAGACAAACUUAAAGAUAAGACAGGCUUUGCCAGAAACAGCUGGAAUGCAAACAGAACAGCAGUUAUUAAAUAUAUCUGGAAAGAUUGAGUGUGAAGGACCUAAUCGUCAUUUCAGUUGCUUCACUGGAACCUUGCAUAUAACUGAUAGAAGCCCUGUUCCAAUUGGGCCUGACCAAGUCUUACUACGAGGGACACAACUAAGAAAUACUCAGUGGAUAAUUGGCAUAGUUGUUUACACUGGAUUUGAAAGCAAACUCAUGCAGAAUGCUGUCAAGUCACUGCUCAAGAGGUCAAAGGUUGAGAAAGUGACCAACGUGCAGAUUCUUGCUUUGCUCUUGCUGCUCCUGGCCAUGUCCCUGGUGAGCUUUGUGGGCUCUCUGUUCUGGGAUAGAGCAAACCGUGCAGGCAUGUGGUACCUAAGCAAGGAGGGUGGAAAGUCCAGUUCAUUUGGUUUUGACAUACUGGUGUUCAUCAUCUUGUACCACAAUCUCAUUCCCAUCAGUCUGCUGGUAACUCUGGAAAUUGUGAAAUUUAUUCAGGCUCAGUUUAUAAACUGGGAUGAAGAUAUGCAUGAUGAAAAAAGUGGCCUUCAUGCCAUGGCUAGAACAUCCAAUCUUAAUGAAGAGCUUGGGCAGGUGAAAUAUUUAUUCUCUGAUAAGACAGGAACUCUCACUUGCAACGUUAUGACCUUUAAGAAGUGCACCAUCGCGGGUAUACCUUACGGUCAGUCAUCUUCCUGUGAGCUGGACGACCCCGCAUUAUUGGCGAACAUUAAGAAUGGCCACCCCACAGAAGAAUACAUAAAGGAAUUUUUUUUCCUGUUAUGCAUGUGCCACACAGUUUUUCCUGAGAGAGAUGGAAAUAACAUGAUCUACCACGCCUCCUCCCCAGAUGAAGCCGCGUUAGUGAAAGGAGCAAAAAACCUUGGCUUUGUCUUCACUAUGAGAACACCGCAUGCUGUCACCAUAGAAGCCCUGGGAGAAGAAUACACUUUUGAAGUCCUUAAUAUCCUGGAGUUUUCUAGCGAUAGAAAAAGGAUGUCAGUAAUUGUCCGGACCCCCGCGGGGCAGCUCAGGCUCUACUGCAAAGGGGCGGAUACAGUGAUUUAUGAGCGACUUUCAAAAGACUCUCUAUUUAUGGCAGAGACAUUAACCCAUCUGGAACAUUUUGCCAUGGAAGGCCUGAGAACUCUGUGUGUGGCCUAUACUGACCUGGCUGAGGAAGAGUAUCAACACUGGCUGAUGGACUAUAAGAGCGCUAGUACAGUUAUACAAGGUAGAAUUCAGAGACUGGAGGCAUGCUACGAUGCUAUUGAAAAGGAAUUUCUGCUGCUGGGAGCCACAGCCAUUGAAGAUCUUCUUCAAGCACAUGUUCCAGAGACCAUAUCAGCUUUAUUAAAAGCAAGCAUAAAGAUAUGGAUCUUGACAGGAGACAAACAGGAAACGGCAAUUCAUAUAGCAUAUUCCUGCAAACUGAUAUCAGGUCACAUGCCUCGUAUUCUUUUGAAUGCAAAUUCAGUUCAGGAAACACAUCAUAUGAUUCACCAGAACUGUCAAGAUCUUGGAGAUAUGUUAGAUAAAGAAAAUGAUGUGGCCCUAAUCAUUGAUGGUGAAACAUUAAAAUAUGCCAUGAGUUUUGGGGUUAAGACAAAGUUCCUGAAUUUAGCCCUGUCAUGUAGAGCAGUAUUAUGCUGUAGGCUGUCUCCUCUCCAGAAAGCUGAAAUAGUGGAAAUGGUUAAGAAAAACGUAAGGGCCAUCACACUUGCCAUUGGGGACGGUGCCAAUGACGUCGGGAUGAUCCAGACGGCCCACGUGGGAGUGGGGAUCAGUGGGAACGAAGGCAUGCAAGCCACCAACAACUCGGAUUACGCCAUUGCGCAGUUUAGCUACUUGGAGAAGCUUCUGUUGGUUCAUGGAGCAUGGAAUUAUUUUCGAGUGACUAAAUGCAUAUUGUAUUGUUUCUACAAGAAUGUAGUGCUAUACAUUAUUGGGCUUUGGUUCACCUUUGUUAAUGGAUUUUCCGGGCAGGCUUUAUUUGAGCGUUGGUGCUUCAGCUUGUACAACAUGUUUUUCACUUCGUUGCCACCUUUCACUCUUGGAAUUUUUGAACAAUGCUGCAGUCAAAAGAACCUACUCAAACAUCCACAACUCUAUACAAUUUCUCAGAAAGGGAAAAUUUUCAACACAAGGGUCUUUUGGGUUGAAUGCAUGAAUGCUUUGGGCCACUCCUUCAUUCUCUUCUGGUUUCCUACAAAAAUGCUUAUGCAUGAUAUGGUUUUACAACACGGCUUCACUACAAACUAUUUGUUUCUCGGAAAUUUUAUUUACACGUAUGCAGUUGUAACUGUUUGUCUGAAAGCUGGGCUGGAGAUGAUGUCUUGGACUAAAUUUAGUCAUCUGGCAAUCUGGGGAAGCAUAAUAAUCUGGUUGGUGUUCUUCACGGUUUACUCUUACCUCUGGCCCACCAUCCCUGUUGCUCCUGAAAUGUCGGGACAGGCCAAUAUGAUCCUGACUUGUCCAUACUUCUGGCUGGGUUUUAUCAUAGUCCCUACUACAUGCCUGAUUAAUGAUAUAUUGUGGAAAGUGAUGAGAAAUACCUACAAAAGAAGUCCUCUUGAGAACGUUCGCCAGCUGGAAAGUAGCAAAGUUAAAGGAUUUGAAUUCUCUUCGGUGCUGGAGAAGAGGAUGACAGCAACAAAUCUGCAAAUGUCCUUAGCUGCUCCCCAGCCCCAUGAAUUUAUCUUGCGGAACAAUUCUGUGGAUCUAAGUGCCCCACAUGGCUAUGCUUUUUCUCAAACAGAAUCAGCCGUGAUCACUCAGGAAGAACUAGUCCAUUAUUACAACACUCUUGUAAGUGAGAGGAAGGGUUCAUAGAAGAGUCCAGCCUUCAUUAAUCUCACCAGUAUGUAAGAUCCAGAUCACUAUGUCCUUCCCUGGGACUGGUAGAAUGAGCCUGACUCCCAAAUGCUUGUUUCUGUGCCUUGGACAACCAGUCUGUUAUUUAUGUAUUGACUGAUUCAGAGGAAUAAACAGUGGAGAAACCCCA